Messenger RNA from Thlaspi arvense, 1098 nucleotides. The record is from the annotation of a GenBank genome assembly. Lineage: Eukaryota; Viridiplantae; Streptophyta; Magnoliopsida; Brassicales; Brassicaceae.
CGAUCAAAACCAAAUUGUCAAAUAAAUAUAUCUUUAAUCCCCUGAUCAAACAUUUUAAUUUUAAAUAAAGACUUUUGUUGAUCAGAGCAGAACUUUCUAUCUCCUUUCCUAAAAACACAAAUCUCAUUCAUUUUUUUUUUCUAUAUAAUCUCGACAAAAAGAAAAGUUACAAUAUACAAACUGAAAAACAGAUAUUGUUUUGCGAGAUCCAUAGCACUGAAUCAUGGAUGUCAACGGUCGAGAAGAUCAAUACGAAGAAUCAUCGGAGUGGUUUGUGAAAUAUUUGAAUCGUCAAGGUGAUUGGUUAGAAAAGACGAGAGGGAAUCUAAUGGUUGCAGCGACAGUUAUAGCUGGUAUGAGUUUUCAGGUUAUGGUUAGUCCUCCCGGUGGCGUAUGGCAGAGUGACAACUGUCCAUCCGGAAAUCAAGAUUGUAAAGCAAAAGCUGGAACUUCGGUCUUAGAGCACGUGAGUUCGAAGCGUGUCCUUUAUCUUGGAAUGGUUAUUAGCAGUGCGGUUUCGUUUUCUGCUUCCAUGAGCCUCAUUCUACUUGUCAUCAGCGGUUUACGACUCAGAAACCGGAUGAUAAUGGCGAUUCUGGUAACAUUUAUGGUAGCAGCGGUUCUUUGCAUAUCGGCUGCGUUUUUCUUUGCCGUUGCAUUGGUUCAGUCUGACGAUCAAAUAAUCAUCUAUAUACUAGUGAUUUAUUUGGGAUUUUGGAUCGUGUUUCCUGUCUUGAUACUCGUAAGCCAACUAGUUCGGUUUUUGGGUUGGCUUAUUUGUUUCAUAUGUUGUUGUUGUCCACGUCGACGACGACGGUCCCCUCCACGAUUGCUGCCAUUGGCUCCAUCUCCUGCCCUUUAACGAAGGGGAAGAACCGGUGGCUCGAACCAACGCGUAAAUGAAUCAUGGUGUUAAUUAUUAAACGGUUUUAAGGUUGAUCACUCGAUUGAUCAGUUUGAUUGUAUGGGGUUUGGAUUUUCUAUACGAAUCAUGGCAAAAUCAUCUUGUGAUUAGUGUAGCGAUUUAGUAAAUGAAUCAUUAUUUACCAUUAGUGUAAAAGCGUUUUCUAAAUAAAUCUUUAUAGUCUAAAAGUCCAA